AUGGAAACAGAAGAGGCCAGAGAACCUCAGUCAGCUUUAAACUCUCUGAAACAUGAUUUAACAUGUAACAAAACAUUCAGCUGCUCUGAGUGUGGGAAAAGAUUUGGCUUCAAGUCACAUCUGAAGAACCACAUGAGAUCUCACACAGGAGAAAAGCCUUUCAGCUGCUCUGAGUGUGGUAGAGCUUUCACUGAAAGGGGACACCUGAAGACACACAUGAGAAUCCACACAGGAGAGAAACCUUUUAGCUGUUCAGUUUGUAAUAAAUAUUUUACCCUGAAUGAAAAUUUACAGAAACACAUGAGAAUCCACACAGGAGAGAAACCUUUUAGCUGCUCAGUUUGUAAUAAAUAUUUUACACUGAAUGAAAAUUUACAGAAACACAUGAGAAUCCACACAGGAGAAAAACUUUUCAGCUGCUCAGUCUGUAAGAAAUAUUUUACACAGAGAGGACAUUUACAACAACACAUGAGAAUCCACACAGGAGAGAAGCCUUUUAGCUGCUCUGAGUGUGGUAAAGCUUUCACUGAUCGUGGAACCCUGAAGAACCACAUGAGAACUCACACAGGAGAGAAACCUUUUAGCUGCUCAGUCUGUAAGAAAUCCUUUACACAGAGAGGAAAUUUACAAAAACACAUGAGGAUCCACACCGGAGACAAAAGAUUCAGCUGCAGGCUGAAAGCUUAG
Perca fluviatilis (European perch) is the source of this 687-nucleotide messenger RNA. RefSeq names its product gastrula zinc finger protein XlCGF8.2DB-like. The coding region runs from base 1 to 687 and encodes 228 amino acids. The transcript is spliced from 2 exons. The record is from RefSeq and is a predicted model, not a curated record. NCBI's taxonomy places the organism in Eukaryota, Metazoa, Chordata, Actinopteri, Perciformes, Percidae.